Messenger RNA from Phoenix dactylifera (date palm), 643 nucleotides. NCBI's taxonomy places the organism in Eukaryota, Viridiplantae, Streptophyta, Magnoliopsida, Arecales, Arecaceae. The record is from RefSeq and is a predicted model, not a curated record.
GGCCGACCGGAAGCGCGAGGGUAUGACAGAGGAGGAGGUUGCUCGUGUUUGUCCUCCUGAUGUAUACCAUCAUCAGUGGAGGGAGCUUGUUCACUAUUGGUUUUCCGAGAGAGGACAGACAUAUUCUGACAUUGGUCGAGCCGCACGAGCAUCUCAGACAAUUCCUCACACUUCAGGCUCGAAGAGUUAUGCGAGGCUCAGAGCUGAAUUCAUGGAAGACCAUGGGAGGAAACCUGGUGAGGUGGAGUUCUAUAAGAUGACUCACAUCCAUCGAGAUGGCAACUUUGUCCGAGAGGAGUCGAGAGAUAUAGUUGACAGAGCUACAUCCCUUAUUUCAGAGCGUAUCGGAGAGUCAUCUUCAAUCGGCAACACCAGAGGUGUCGAAGCUCAGGUGUUUACCGAAUUGAUGGGCUCGAAGCGUUAUGGUCGAGUGAGGGGUUAUGGCGUUGGAGUUACCCCCACUCAGUUGUCUGCAGUGGGUAGAUAUACUCAAGAUGUUAGACAGAGUAGUAGUACUGCAGAGGUUAAUGAUCUGAAGGCAGAGAUAAAAGAGUUGAAGCAGAGCCACCAGACAGAGAUGCAAUCUUUGAGGGCUCAGAUUAAUCAGAUUACAUCUUUGUUGCAUCAGUUUGUCCCUCCUUAG